This is a messenger RNA of Cynoglossus semilaevis (tongue sole), 2236 nucleotides long. RefSeq names its product MAP kinase-activated protein kinase 2-like. Gene Ontology annotation, biological process: protein phosphorylation. The coding region runs from base 911 to 2185 and encodes 424 amino acids. The transcript has 10 exons. Gene Ontology annotation, molecular function: ATP binding; protein kinase activity. NCBI's taxonomy places the organism in Eukaryota, Metazoa, Chordata, Actinopteri, Pleuronectiformes, Cynoglossidae. The record is from RefSeq and is a predicted model, not a curated record.
AGGAACAGUCAGCUCAAUCUGAAAUGUCAUAAAAUAAAAAAUCUAUAAAAAAAUAAAUAAUAAAUAAUGUCUUAUUGACGUUUCAUGUACUUUAAAGAGCUGAGACAAAAAAAACCACAUGAUUUUGAUUCACUCAGAAUCAGCUGCGUCACAGACGGUUUGAUGAAAUCAUACUUCCACUUCAGCAGUGGUUUUCUUAAAUAAAUGUAAUAAUAAAUAAUGUAAACAUGUGCUUUUUAAUCAUCACAAAUAUACAUUUCGUAAUUUCUUCUCUUUUUUUGUCUUAUGUGGUGGAUGUUCGUAAUAAUAACACAGAGCUGGGGAAAAAAUACCAAGUAUAAACCAGAUUAAAAAUCAACUCUAAUUUAUAUUUCAAUAAUAAUUUCAACAACUCUCAUUUCAUUUUCUCAUUUUUUUUUUCUUCCCUAUAAAAUCCGCGCCGUGUCGCUGUCUUGUUUCUUUAAGGAAACUGUAUCGGUGUGUGUGACUGGAUGGAGGAUGACGUCAAGGGUUGGAGGUUGUUGUAGUCUGCGGGAGGAGGCGGAUAACGGUGCUGGUGGAGCAGGCUGGACACGGGAUCAUUUGUUGAGCGUGGUUCUCCACCGACCUCCCAUGAACCGUAUGUUCCCCAGAUUUCUCUCAUGUUCUCCAGCUGAGAUCUCCGCCCUCUUCCUCUGCACCGGCGCCUCUCCAGACUCCUUCCUCUUUUUCUCCCCCGAUCACUGUGGAGUGACUGUGGAGAUGUUCCAUCGGAUGGUGCCAAACACUUCUUCUGGUCAAAAACAGACGGAUUAAGAAAAAAAAAACAAAAAACACUCAACAUCGUCCGUGGAAAUGACUUGAAGACUUUCUGCUUUGCCACACAGAGUUGUUUUUUUUUCUUUCUUUCUUUUCUUCAGAAAAGGAAAAUAUGAAUCACGUCCAGGAUCAGAACGAGGAGGAGCAGCCGGGAAAUCCGAUUACUGCGCAACAGGGGACAGCGCACCACAGUGGCUCCCACAGCCAGGGCAGCAGUCUGGGCUGCGGCCUGACUGAACUGCAGCCUCCCGCCGGCUGCAGACCGGAGUUCAGGAGGAACGCGGUGACAGACGACUAUAAGGUCACAGCCCAGGUCCUGGGCCUGGGCAUCAACGGGAAGGUGCUGGAGUGUUUCUGCAAGAAGAGCGGGGAGAAGUGUGCCCUCAAGAUUCUUUACGACACUCCCAAAGCCAGACGGGAGGUGGAGCUGCACUGGCGUGUGUCCGGUGGACCUCACAUCGUCCGGAUCCUCAGUCUGUACGAGAACGUGCACAAAGGGAAGAAAUGUCUGCUCAUUAUAAUGGAGUGUAUGGAAGGAGGGGAGCUCUUCAGUCGCAUUCAAGCCCGAGGGGACCAGGCCUUCACCGAGAGAGAGGCGUCAGAGAUCAUGCAUGACAUCGGCACAGCCAUCGGGUACCUGCACCACAUGGACAUCGCUCACAGAGAUGUGAAGCCUGAGAACCUGCUGUACACAACCAAGGAAAGCAACGCCACGCUAAAGCUGACCGACUUUGGAUUCGCUAAGGAGACGACGCUGCACAACUCCCUCCAAACGCCCUGUUACACCCCGUAUUACGUCGCCCCAGAAGUGCUUGGGCCAGAGAAAUAUGACAAAUCAUGUGACAUGUGGUCUUUGGGUGUAAUCAUGUACAUUCUUCUGUGUGGGUUUCCUCCGUUCUACUCCAACACAGGUCAGGCCAUUUCCCCAGGCAUGAAGCAGAGGAUCAGGAUGGGACAGUACGAGUUCCCCCACCCUGAGUGGGCUGAUGUUUCUGAUGAAGCCAAACAGCUAAUUGUUCAGCUGCUGAAGACAGAUCCAAAUGAAAGGAUGACUAUUGGACAGUUCAUGAAUCAUCCCUGGAUUAGCCAGUCAAUGGUGGUCCCUCCGACCCCCCUCCACACCUCACGUGUCCUGACCGAGGAAAGGGAACUGUGGGAUGACGUCAAGGAGGAAAUGACCAGUGCCCUGGCCACCAUGAGGGUGGACUACGACCAGGUGAAGAUCAAAGACCUGGACACGUCCAACAACCCGCUGCUCAACAAAAGACGAAAGAGACCCGCCUCUGGAGGAGCCGAUCGAGCAGGACAAGCCGAGACGCAAGAAGCGAGUGGAGGAGCGGUGUGUAACAGUCACAGAGAGGUGACGUUUUCAAAAGAGGUUCAAUAAAAGUCUGCUGUAUUUUCUCACCUUCUUCUUCUUCUUCUUCUUCUUUUUUCA